Messenger RNA from Photinus pyralis (common eastern firefly), 4033 nucleotides. Its product is annotated as nipped-B-like protein A. Gene Ontology annotation, biological process: establishment of protein localization to chromatin; replication-born double-strand break repair via sister chromatid exchange; regulation of gene expression. Lineage: Eukaryota; Metazoa; Arthropoda; Insecta; Coleoptera; Lampyridae. Gene Ontology annotation, molecular function: chromatin binding. Gene Ontology annotation, cellular component: Scc2-Scc4 cohesin loading complex. The transcript has 14 exons. The record is from RefSeq and is a predicted model, not a curated record. The coding region runs from base 83 to 4033 and encodes 1316 amino acids.
GUGUAUUUGCGAUUCCUUUAAACAUUUAUAUAUAGCCGAAAGUAGCAAAACUUUGAGACCAAUUGUACUUUCGGAUAGGGCGAUGGCGUCUAGCAAAAAUCUUCAGGAUCGAUUAAUCGAACUGAUACUAAAGGAAGAUUUUGCAGGCCCUGUCGAAAAUCCAAACGAUAAGACCAAUGCACCCACUUCUACUCCGCCCGAUAAGUUUGUCAAAUUGACAAUGCGAAAGGUAGGAAUGAAAUUAGUUCCGGUAUUAGAGAAGGUACCUUUAGAGGGGAUAAUGGAGCGAUUUAAUCGAAGCGUGGAAUUAAUCGCCGAAGACCCUGAACCUAGCGAUGAGUUAGUGCGAGAACUCAUGAUGUCGACUUCGGUACUAAAAAAUUUAAAAGUGACAAGUUCGAUUCACGUCGAUAAAUUACUGCGUGUACUUCACUUUGUGGAAUUGAAAAUGCAAAAGGCCGAUCACGUUUCGGUGAGAAGCGAAAGAGAUACACGACUGGUAAUGACAGCCGCCGAUUCGUGCCUCGUCGCCCUUUUUAUAAUGACCUCCCCGAAAAUGCCAAAGCGGGUGUACUUGGAGGAUGUCAUUGAUAAAGUUGUGUCUUUUAUCAAGUUUCAACUUCACAGUUCAGUUUUUCCAGAAUUUGAUUGUACACUCAAAGCCCAAGUCAACAGAGUGAAGAAGUCUCCACAAGCAGCAAAAAUAUGCGCGCCUUUGUAUAAUAAAAUAAUCAAGCUUGUACAUUUGCUUGCGGAACUGAUCGAGAUACAAGUCUUAACUGACAGUUUAUUAGUUGACGUGUCUUCGGUUGCUUUACCGACGUUUUUUGUGCAAAACGUCGCAGAAUUACAAUCUGCCUGUCUAACGCUUGCUCUUAACAUCUCUGCUCGUUAUGAGAGUCAACGGACAGUAUUUUUAAAUGACAUUUUAACGUCGACUGUUUGGUUACCAGUAACCAAACGUGGUUUAUUGAAGUAUGAGUUGAGGGAAGGCGGUGACAUUCAGAUAAUGACGGCUUUGGUUCUGCAACUGAUACAGAGCGCGCCUGGGCUUUCGUCAGAAGCCUCGGCUAGAAAAAUUACCGACGGCUAUAAGAAAGCGACAUCAUUGGCCCAAACGUUCCUAGCUACAUUUUUGAGUAGCUGCGUGAGUAAAAGUAAAGAUUAUUCCAACCUCUUCGAGAGUUUUCUACAAGAUUUGUGGUUGACUGUGGGUAAGCCAGACUGGCCUGCUGCGGCGUUGCUACUAAAUAUACUGGGGAAAAUCUUAGUCAAGCAUUUGUUAGAUAAGAACGUUGAGGUAGCUGUGCGAAUCCUGUGUUUGGAUUAUUUAAGUCUGAUUGUCACUCGUACGAUUCGAGACUCUGCAGUUGGCAACGCUAAAAUUACUAAACUUGGUCAGUUGAUCAAGGACACGAAACAGUCGGAAGCUGAAAGCAUCGAGUGCUUACAAUUUUUGCUAUUGGACUACUUAGCGCUUACUGCUCAGGAACAUAAGACCAUAAUGUAUGUGCGCCAUUUUUACAUUGCGCAGUGGUACACGGACCUGAAUGGGCCAAGUGCUCAAAAACACAAAGGCUAUUUUGAGAACAAAAUGAAACGUUUAAGCAUCCCUCCCUACUCCACAAUAAACUACAAUAAAGCUGAGACUAUUUCAAAAUAUUUAGCCUCAAAACACACCACAAACACUAGCUCCGAUCAAUAUCUUAAAGCAAUUGUUCUCGUAAGGAGCGACGCGUCAAUGGCUCUACGUACGAAAGUUUUAAAGUGCCUCGCAAAGAUUCUGACAGCAGACCCUUCUUUGUUAGAGUGUCACGACGUACAGAAGGCCAUAAAUUCUAGUUUUCUCGAUCAGUCUGCUUCCGUCAGAGAGAUGGCGCUCGAUUUAAUAAGCCAAAUUGUAGUUUGCAAACUGCAGUUCGUUACCAAGUAUUACGAAAUGCUCUCUGCCAGAAUAUUAGAUUCGGCGGUGAGUGUACGAAAACGGGUGAUCAAAAUAUUUAGGGAUAUCUGUGUUGAAUUGCCGAACCUUCCGUGCGCCGCAGAGAUUUGCCUUAAAAUAGUUAGGAGGGUGAACGACGAGGAGGGCGUUCAGAAAUUGGUGGUGGAGGUGUUCAGAAGCAUAUGGUUCACUUCUCUUGCGUUCACGUCUUUGGCUAAGAUUGUUAGUAAGAUCACUGAUGUUGUUGCGAUAUCUAAGCAGGUUGAAUUGGGGUACUUGGAACGAGUGUUGUGUAUGUUGCUUCAGCCGAGUGCAAAACCAUCAAAUGACCUACUUCUUACCGCCCAACAAAUUGUGGAUAGUCUGAUCGGAACCGUUUCGGACUUUGAAAACAAUCCUCAGCGUGCAGCUAUCAGUUUAACCACGUGUUCCCUGUUUGCAAAAGUUAGACCCGAAUUACUAGUAGAGCACGCAAACAUCUUAUUGUCCUGCUUGAGCCUAAGGUCCCAGUCAAACGAAGCGACUCUUGUAAUAAUUCAAGCAAUCAAAAUACUGGAGUUAAUCGUGCCGCUGAUAGAUCGGACGAACAAGAAUUUUUUAGACGAACUAGAAGCGGACUGUAUGAAUUUGAUUCUUCAACGCGAUCGAGCUAUAGUGGCCACUUGCCUGUCGUGCUUCGGCUGCUUACUUAACAACGUAACGCGAAAUUUUAAACUAGUCCGAGACCUAUUUCACUCGUACUACACUUACUUGAGCCAAAUCAAAACGUGGAUGUGUAACGAGAAUCGGGACGAUGCUCUGGCCGACCCCAAACGAAGACAGUACUUUCGGCGCGCCUUGUUUACGGUGGGGCUGCUGUUGAGGCAUUUCGAUUUUAAAAAUCCCGAAGUGAGGGGCGAGUUGGAGCACAACGUCGAGCAGUCCGUGUUUGAGUUGUUCGCGUUUUUCCUAACGUGCUGUGAUCAAGACACCCAGGCGAAUACCUUAAAGGCUGUCGGUUAUAUUUGCAUCAGAAACUGCGAGUUUAUGUUAAGUGACGAUUUGAAAUCUGUUUAUCUGCGUAUACUAGCAACGGAAAAUGCUCCAUUAGACAUGAAGUCUGAAGUCUUGAAUAACAUUGAGAUGUAUCUACUCGCGGAGGAGGAGCAGAUGAUGCGUCACGAUCUGGAGUGGGCGAGACAAUCUAAAAGAGAAAGUUUGAAAGAAAUGCACGAUGUAUCAUCGGGUAUGGCGAGCACAAUUAUUCAAUCUUACUUGAAGGAAAUAUUACGAGGGUACCUUCAUCCGAGCGUUCAGGUCCGUCUGCCUUCGAUUAGAGUAAUUCAGUUAGUCCUGCGGCAAGGUUUAGUUCAUCCAAUUCACAUGGUACCGUACUUAAUCUGCAUGAGUACGGAUUGUGAACUCACUUUCUCGCAAAGUGCUGACAAACAAUUGCAAGACUUAGAACGCAGAUAUCCAGGCUUGGUGCACAGUAAGUCAUCGAUUGGCAUCAACCUGUCGUACGAGCUGCAGAAGACGUUGCAAAAGUCGUCCACGUUAGUGCGCGGAUUUCGGGAGGUGAAAGACGAGCAUCCAGUUGCGUUAAACGGAUUUUUGUACUCGAUCAUUAGACAUUCUCGCCAACAGCGACGUGCCCUAGUUAAGAAUAUGCUAAAGCAGUUUGACGAAGAAUUGCACGUCCCUCUUUCGUUUCUACUGUUCUUGGCCGACAAUCUCGCAUACUUCUCCUAUGUGGUUGAAGAUGAGAUUUUAUUUCUGGUACAUCAUAUUGAUGUUGUGGUCUCGUUAGCGGGAGGAAAUAUUUUGCAGUCGUUUAAAAAGGGGUUGACAGGAGGACACGAAUUUAAUAAUAAUUCCGUCUGCAGCAUUGAAGAUGAUGAUGACAAUGAGGCGAAAGUGCUAGCAGAGCAUAUGCCUGAAAACACGUCACAUCUAGAGGAUUGUUUGUCGGCUGCGCAAGGCUGCUUGUUGUUGUUGUCAUUAAAACAGCACCUUAAAGACUUAUAUGGGAUUACAGAUGGCACAAUUCACGAGUAUUCUCAGCACCUUAAAGACUUAUAUGGGAUUACAGAUGGCACAAUUCACGAGUAA